Myotis lucifugus (little brown bat) is the source of this 7702-nucleotide messenger RNA. RefSeq names its product talin 1 (gene TLN1). Gene Ontology annotation, molecular function: structural constituent of cytoskeleton; actin filament binding; integrin binding. Lineage: Eukaryota; Metazoa; Chordata; Mammalia; Chiroptera; Vespertilionidae. Gene Ontology annotation, cellular component: focal adhesion; ruffle; plasma membrane. The record is from RefSeq and is a predicted model, not a curated record. The coding region runs from base 358 to 7248 and encodes 2296 amino acids. Gene Ontology annotation, biological process: platelet aggregation. The transcript has 51 exons.
AACGGAGGAUCAGAGACUAAAGGGGAACUCGAGCGCAGUCGGAGCGUUUUUCCCCCGGAUUGCGCCGCACCCUCGCUUCCUGCCGGGAGAGGUGGCCCGUCUUCGGUGGGAUCCCGAGCACCGAGAGCUGGGGCCAGAGCAGCUUCCUGAAGUCCCCGCAACCAUAGAGCGCGGGCCCAGGGCGCCGCCCACGGGUGGGGGACGUUCCGGGGACGGAAGUGGCCCAGAGAGUGCCGAAGGGAGGGCGAGGCCGGAUCUCGGGAGCCACCGGGAGAACGAGCCGGCUAGCGGGCCGGCGGGCGGGGCAUAAGCCAGGCAGCGCAGGUGUAGCCAGGCUGGAGAAGAGAAGCUGCCACCAUGGUUGCACUUUCGCUGAAGAUCAGCAUUGGGAAUGUGGUGAAGACGAUGCAGUUCGAGCCGUCCACCAUGGUGUACGAUGCUUGUCGCAUGAUCCGUGAACGGAUUCCAGAGGCACCAGCUGGACCUCCCAGCGACUUUGGGCUGUUUCUGUCCGAUGAUGACCCCAAAAAGGGCAUAUGGCUGGAGGCCGGGAAAGCUUUGGAUUACUACAUGCUCCGCAAUGGGGACACCAUGGAGUACAGGAAGAAGCAGAGGCCCCUGAAGAUCCGCAUGCUGGACGGGACUGUGAAGACUAUCAUGGUGGAUGACUCUAAGACCGUCACUGAUAUGCUCAUGACUAUCUGUGCCCGUAUCGGCAUCACCAACCAUGAUGAAUAUUCUCUGGUUCGAGAGCUCAUGGAAGAGAAAAAGGAGGAAGUGACAGGCACCUUACGAAAGGACAAGACCCUGCUCCGAGAUGAGAAGAAGAUGGAGAAACUAAAGCAGAAACUGCACACAGAUGAUGAGUUGAACUGGCUGGACCAUGGCCGCACACUGAGGGAGCAAGGAGUGGAGGAGAACGAGACGCUUCUGCUGCGGAGGAAGUUCUUCUACUCAGACCAGAAUGUGGACUCCCGCGACCCUGUACAGCUGAACCUUCUCUAUGUGCAGGCACGAGAUGAUAUCCUGAAUGGCUCCCACCCUGUCUCCUUUGACAAGGCCUGUGAGUUUGCUGGCUUCCAAUGCCAGAUCCAGUUUGGGCCCCACAAUGAGCAGAAGCACAAGGCGGGCUUCCUUGACCUGAAGGACUUCCUGCCCAAGGAGUAUGUGAAGCAGAAGGGAGAACGUAAGAUCUUUCAGGCACACAAGAAUUGUGGACAGAUGAGUGAGAUUGAGGCCAAGGUACGCUACGUAAAGCUAGCCCGUUCUCUCAAGACCUACGGUGUCUCCUUCUUCCUGGUUAAGGAAAAGAUGAAAGGAAAGAACAAGCUGGUGCCCAGGCUUCUGGGCAUCACUAAGGAGUGUGUGAUGCGAGUGGAUGAGAAGACCAAGGAGGUGAUCCAGGAAUGGAAUCUCACCAACAUCAAGCGCUGGGCUGCCUCUCCCAAGAGCUUCACCCUGGAUUUCGGGGACUACCAAGAUGGCUACUACUCAGUACAGACAACUGAGGGGGAGCAGAUCGCACAGCUCAUCGCCGGCUACAUAGAUAUCAUCCUUAAGAAGAAAAAAAGCAAAGACCACUUUGGGAUGGAGGGAGAUGAGGAGUCUACUAUGCUAGAGGACUCCGUGUCCCCCAAAAAGUCGACAGUCCUUCAGCAGCAGUAUAACCGGGUGGGGAAAGUGGAGCAUGGCUCUGUGGCCCUGCCUGCCAUCAUGCGCUCUGGAGCCUCUGGUCCUGAGAACUUCCAGGUGGGCAGCAUGCCACCUGCCCAGCAGCAGAUUACCAGUGGCCAGAUGCACCGAGGACACAUGCCUCCUUUGACCUCGGCCCAGCAGGCACUCACGGGCACCAUCAACUCCAGCAUGCAGGCUGUGCAGGCCGCUCAGGCCACUCUGGAUGACUUUGACACUCUGCCCCCUCUGGGUCAGGAUGCUGCCUCUAAGGCCUGGCGGAAGAACAAGAUGGAUGAAUCAAAGCAUGAGAUCCACUCCCAGGUAGAUGCCAUCACAGCCGGUACUGCCUCCGUGGUGAACCUGACAGCAGGGGACCCUGCUGAGACAGACUAUACUGCAGUGGGCUGCGCAGUCACCACCAUCUCCUCCAACCUGACGGAGAUGUCCCGUGGCGUGAAGCUGCUGGCCGCCCUGCUGGAGGAUGAAGGCGGCAGUGGCCGUCCCCUGCUGCAGGCAGCCAAGGGCCUCGCAGGCGCAGUGUCAGAACUGCUGCGCAGCGCCCAGCCGGCCAGCGCUGAGCCCCGUCAGAACCUGCUGCAAGCAGCUGGGAACGUGGGCCAGGCCAGUGGGGAGCUGUUGCAGCAAAUUGGGGAAAGUGAUACUGACCCCCACUUCCAGGAGGUGCUGAUGCAACUAGCCAAGGCCGUGGCAAGUGCUGCCGCUGCCCUGGUCCUCAAGGCCAAGAGUGUGGCCCAGCGGACAGAGGACUCGGGUCUUCAGACCCAGGUUAUUGCUGCGGCGACUCAGUGUGCCCUGUCCACCUCCCAGCUGGUGGCCUGUACCAAGGUGGUGGCACCUACAAUCAGCUCACCUGUCUGCCAAGAGCAGCUGGUGGAGGCCGGACGACUAGUAGCCAAAGCUGUGGAGGGCUGUGUGUCCGCUUCCCAGGCAGCAACAGAGGAUGGGCAGCUAUUGAGGGGGGUUGGGGCGGCAGCCACAGCCGUCACGCAGGCCCUGAAUGACCUGCUGCAGCAUGUGAGGGCCCAUGCGACUGGGGCUGGGCCUGCUGGCCGUUACGACCAGGCCACUGACACCAUCCUGACUGUCACCGAGAACAUCUUCAGCUCCAUGGGUGAUGCUGGUGAGAUGGUUCGACAGGCCCGCAUCCUGGCCCAAGCUACCUCCGACCUGGUCAAUGCCAUCAAGGCUGAUGCCGAAGGGGAGAGUGACCUGGAGAACUCCCGCAAGCUAUUAAGCGCUGCCAAGAUCCUGGCUGAUGCCACAGCCAAGAUGGUGGAGGCUGCCAAGGGAGCAGCUGCCAACCCUGACAGUGAGGAGCAGCAGCAGCGGCUGCGGGAGGCAGCUGAGGGCCUACGCAUGGCGACUAAUGCAGCUGCACAGAAUGCCAUCAAGAAAAAGCUGGUGCAGCGCCUCGAGCACGCAGCCAAACAGGCUGCCGCCUCAGCUACGCAGACCAUUGCUGCAGCCCAACAUGCAGCCUCCACCCCCAAGGUCUCUGCUGGCCCCCAGCCCCUGCUGGUGCAGAGCUGCAAGGCUGUGGCAGAGCAGAUUCCACUGCUGGUGCAAGGCGUCCGAGGGAGCCAAGCCCAGCCUGACAGUCCCAGCGCCCAGCUAGCUCUCAUUGCUGCCAGCCAGAGCUUCCUUCAGCCAGGUGGGAAGAUGGUGGCAGCUGCGAAGGCCUCAGUGCCCACAAUUCAGGACCAGGCUUCAGCCAUGCAGCUGAGUCAGUGCGCUAAAAACCUUGGCACCGCACUGGCUGAGCUCCGCACCGCUGCCCAGAAGGCUCAGGAAGCAUGUGGGCCUUUGGAGAUGGAUUCUGCACUGAGUUUGGUACAGAAUCUAGAGAGAGACCUACAGGAGGUGAAGGCAGCUGCUCGAGACGGCAAGCUUAAACCCCUACCUGGGGAGACGAUGGAGAAGUGUGCCCAGGACCUGGGCAACAGCACCAAAGCAGUGAGCUCUGCCAUCGCCCAGCUGCUGGGGGAGGUUGCCCAGGGCAAUGAGAAUUAUGCAGGUAUUGCAGCACGGGAUGUGGCAGGUGGACUGCGGUCCCUGGCCCAGGCCGCUAGGGGCGUAGCUGCCCUGACAUCGGAUCCUGCAGUGCAGGCCAUCGUGCUUGACACGGCCAGUGAUGUCCUGGACAAGGCCAGCAGCCUCAUUGAAGAGGCAAAAAAGGCAACUGGCCAUCCAGGGGACCCUGAGAACCAGCAGCGGCUUGCCCAGGUGGCUAAAGCAGUGACCCAGGCACUGAACCGCUGUGUCAGCUGCCUUCCUGGCCAGCGCGAUGUGGAUAACGCCCUGAGAGCAGUGGGAGAUGCCAGCAAGCGACUCCUCAGUGACUCGCUUCCUCCCAGCACCGGGACAUUUCAAGAAGCUCAGAGCCGGCUGAAUGAAGCAGCUGCUGGGCUGAAUCAGGCAGCCACAGAACUGGUGCAGGCCUCUCGGGGGACCCCUCAGGACCUGGCUCGAGCUUCAGGUCGAUUUGGACAGGACUUCAGCACCUUCCUGGAAGCUGGCGUGGAGAUGGCAGGGCAGGCUCCGAGCCAGGAGGACCGGGCCCAGGUUGUGUCCAAUUUGAAGGGCAUCUCCAUGUCUUCAAGCAAACUUCUUCUGGCUGCCAAGGCCCUGUCCACAGACCCGGCUUCCCCCAACCUCAAGAGUCAGCUGGCUGCAGCUGCCCGGGCAGUGACCGACAGCAUCAACCAGCUCAUCACCAUGUGCACCCAGCAGGCGCCAGGCCAGAAAGAGUGUGACAAUGCCCUGCGAGAACUGGAGACGGUCCGGGAACUCCUAGAGAACCCAGUCCAGCCCAUCAGUGACAUGUCCUACUUUGGCUGCCUGGACAGUGUAAUGGAGAACUCAAAGGUACUGGGUGAGGCCAUGACUGGCAUCUCCCAAAAUGCCAAGAAUGGGAACCUGCCGGAGUUCGGAGAGGCCAUUGCCACAGCUUCCAAGGCCCUCUGUGGGUUCACCGAGGCAGCUGCACAGGCUGCUUAUCUGGUUGGUGUUUCUGACCCCAACAGCCAAGCUGGACAGCAAGGGCUGGUGGAGCCCACACAGUUUGCCCGUGCAAACCAGGCAAUUCAGAUGGCCUGUCAGAGUUUGGGCGAGCCUGGCUGUACCCAAGCCCAGGUGCUCUCUGCAGCUACCAUUGUGGCCAAACACACCUCGGCACUGUGUAACAGCUGCCGCCUGGCUUCUGCUCGUACCGCCAAUCCUACCGCCAAGCGCCAGUUUGUCCAAUCAGCCAAGGAGGUGGCCAACAGCACAGCCAAUCUUGUCAAGACCAUCAAGGCGCUAGACGGGGCCUUCACGGACGAGAACCGUGCCCAGUGCCAAGCAGCAACAGCCCCUCUGCUGGAGGCUGUGGACAAUCUGAGUGCCUUUGCAUCCAACCCUGAGUUUGCCAGCAUUCCUGCCCAGAUCAGCCCUGAGGGCCGAGCUGCCAUGGAGCCCAUUGUGAUCUCUGCCAAGACAAUGCUGGAGAGCGCUGGGGGACUGAUCCAGACGGCUCGGGCCCUGGCAGUCAAUCCCCGGGACCCUCCCCGCUGGUCAGUGCUGGCUGGCCACUCCCGCACUGUCUCGGACUCCAUCAAGAAGCUUAUUACAAGCAUGAGGGACAAGGCUCCAGGGCAGCUGGAGUGUGAGGCGGCCAUCGCAGCUCUGAACAGCUGUCUGCGGGACCUCGACCAGGCUUCCCUUGCUGCGGUCAGCCAGCAGCUUGCUCCCCGCGAGGGGAUCUCUCAGGAGGCCUUGCACACUCAGAUGCUCACUGCAGUGCAGGAAAUCUCCCACCUUAUUGAGCCACUGGCCAGUGCUGCCCGGGCUGAAGCCUCCCAGCUGGGACACAAGGUGUCUCAGAUGGUGCAGUACUUUGAGCCACUCACCCUGGCUGCAGUGGGUGCUGCCUCCAAGACCCUGAGCCACCCACAGCAGAUGGCACUCCUGGACCAGACUAAAACCUUGGCAGAGUCUGCCUUGCAGCUGCUGUACACAGCCAAGGAGGCUGGCGGCAACCCCAAGCAAGCAGCUCACACCCAGGAAGCCCUGGAGGAGGCUGUGCAGAUGAUGACAGAGGCUGUAGAGGACCUGACAACAACCCUCAAUGAGGCAGCCAGUGCUGCUGGGGUCGUCGGUGGCAUGGUGGACUCCAUCAGCCAGGCCAUCAACCAGCUAGAUGAAGGACCAAUGGGUGAACCAGAAGGUUCCUUUGUGGAUUACCAGACAACUAUGGUGCGGACAGCCAAAGCCAUUGCCGUCACCGUUCAAGAGAUGGUAACCAAGUCCAACACCAGCCCUGAGGAGCUGGGCCCUCUUGCUAACCAGCUGACCAGUGACUAUGGACGUCUGGCCUUACAGGCCAAGCCUGCAGCAGUUGCUGCUGAAAACGAAGAGAUAGGUGCCCACAUCAAGCACCGGGUCCAGGAGCUGGGGCACGGCUGUUCUGCUCUGGUCACCAAGGCAGGCGCCCUGCAGUGCAGCCCCAGUGACGCCUACACCAAAAAGGAACUCAUAGAGUGUGCCCGGAGAGUCUCAGAAAAGGUCUCCCACGUGCUGGCUGCACUCCAAGCCGGGAAUCGUGGCACCCAGGCCUGCAUCACAGCGGCCAGUGCUGUGUCCGGCAUCAUUGCCGACCUGGACACCACCAUCAUGUUUGCGACAGCCGGCACACUCAAUCGCGAGGGUGCUGAAACUUUCGCUGACCACCGGGAGGGCAUUCUGAAGACCGCGAAGGUGCUGGUGGAGGACACCAAGGUCCUGGUGCAGAAUGCCGCCGGGAGCCAGGAGAAGUUGGCACAGGCCGCCCAGUCCUCUGUGUCCACCAUCACCCGCCUCGCUGAUGUGGUCAAGCUGGGUGCAGCCAGCCUGGGAUCCGAGGACCCUGAGACCCAGGUGGUGCUGAUCAACGCCGUGAAAGAUGUGGCCAAGGCCCUGGGAGACCUCAUCAGUGCCACAAAGGCUGCAGCCGGCAAAGUCGGGGAUGACCCUGCUGUGUGGCAGCUCAAGAACUCUGCCAAGGUGAUGGUGACCAACGUGACAUCAUUGCUCAAGACUGUGAAAGCUGUGGAAGAUGAGGCGACCAAAGGCACACGGGCCCUGGAGGCAACCACAGAACACAUACGGCAGGAACUGGCGACCAACAAUCUGUGUGAGGCAGCCAAUGCAGCUGUACAAGGCCACGCAAGCCAGGAGAAGCUCAUCUCAUCAGCCAAGCAGGUAGCCGCCUCCACAGCCCAGCUCCUUGUGGCCUGCAAGGUCAAGGCUGACCAGGACUCUGAAGCAAUGAAACGGCUUCAGGUUGCCGGCAAUGCAGUGAAGCGAGCCUCGGACAACCUGGUGAAGGCGGCACAGAAGGCAGCAGCCUUUGAAGACCAGGAGAACGAGACAGUGGUGGUGAAGGAGAAGAUGGUCGGGGGCAUUGCCCAGAUCAUUGCUGCCCAGGAAGAGAUGCUCCGGAAGGAACGGGAGCUGGAGGAGGCGCGGAAGAAGCUGGCCCAGAUCCGACAGCAACAGUACAAGUUCCUGCCUUCAGAGCUUCGAGAUGAGCACUAACGCAGCCGCUUCUAUUUAAUGCAGACCCAGCCCAGAGACUGUGCCUGCCACUACCAAAGCCUUCUGGGCUGUCGGGCCCAACCUGCCCAACCCCAGCACUCCCCAAAGUGCCUGCCAAACCCCGGGCCUGGCCCUGCCUGGUCCUGCUGCACAUCCCCUGUCCCCUCCCAACUCCAAGUGCCUUCAUGCCCUAAGGCCCCCUAAGUGCCUGCCCCUCCCCAGAGUAUUAACGCUCUAAGAGUAUUAUUAACGCUGCUGUACCUCAUUCUGAACCUGCCAAGGCCCCAGCCCGUUCCACUCUGCCAGCAGCUUCUGGCAAGUCCCAUAGCCUCAGCUCUACCUACUCAUCCUUUUUGAUACUAUCCUCCUUCUUGCACCCCCAGCUACCCGUGGGUGCUGUGGGGUCAGAAGCCUCAAACAGGUCAUGCUCCAAUAAAGGUGAUUCUGCCUGCGA